UACUCAUAUUAUGGUUACAGUGAAAUAGGUUCUUCCUGUUGGGAGAGGUUAGGGUGUCUUGUUUAGCUGUUUGGCCAUGUUUCGGAAUGUUUUGGGUAAAUUGGUGACAGAAAAAGUGUGUGUUCACCGCUAUUUGAAACAUGCAUCUUUUAUACAGAGGGUAACACCCUCAUUCGUGUUUGUCAGGAGCUUUACGAAUGUGAAGGACGAAGUGCAGCAGCAUUUUGACACCUCCCUGCUUGAAUUCCUCGUAUGUCCGCUGUCCAAGAAGCCACUGAGAUAUGACGCUAAGACCAAUGAACUGAUCAAUGAGGAGCUUGGCAUCGCCUAUCCCAUCACUGAUGGCAUCCCCAACAUGAUCCCUCAGGAAGCCAGACUCAUUCAGAAAGACGUAAACAUGUCGAUCACACCAACACAAUAAUAGAAGCACCAUCACAACAAAACCAUCCCAAGAAAAACAGACUUACCACUGUGGUGUCCUAAAUGCUGUUGGACUGAAUGAGACAUUAUUUCUGGAUCCUUCUCAGCUCAAAUGCCAUAUUGUGUUGCUGCCCAGUAAGAACUUAUACUGCAUUCUAGCCACCUGAUUAAAAGUACAUGUAAUAAAUCACAUCACUGAUAUUUAAUCCAACAG
Molecule: messenger RNA, 634 nt
Organism: Xiphias gladius (swordfish)
Lineage: Eukaryota; Metazoa; Chordata; Actinopteri; Istiophoriformes; Xiphiidae
Product: protein preY, mitochondrial-like
Exons: 2
Coding region: 77-421 (114 amino acids)
Source: RefSeq, a predicted model, not a curated record